CCUUGACCUUUUUCUUUAUAUAAUAUCUUAAUGCCUGCUGAGCUUAAUCAAGUCUGUCACUCGAACAUCCCCCUUCCUGAUGAUGCUGAGGCACAAAGAGAUAAGCCAUCUAUUUCCAGAACCUAAAGAGGUUUAGGACAAAAAAAAAAAAAAGCGUUCAAUUAGCUGGUCCUCUCUGCACCUUCCUCAGGCCAGCUGGAUGGCUCGCGCAUCUUUGGGGCCCUCUGAGAAGAUUGGAGCUCCCAGCUAAUGCUUAGAACUGCUGACAUGGACAAUCUGCCAUCUCGCUAAUCCCAUCUCAUUCCUGCUCCACAAAUCUGAUUUUGCUUUUAGAGACUGAGAUCUCAGUGCUGGGCAUCCUCACAGAUCCCUACAAAUCCCCCACGUGGCAGCCAGGGGCCUCACCCUUGCCCUGUGGGGUCAUCUGGCAGGAGUUUACCAGUUGCCUCAAAGCAGGGGUUGGCUACUCACCAUCCGAAAGCAGAGGGACCUUCUCCUAACCUCCCUGGCCAUCCCAACUGGUUGGUGACAGAUCGAAACAAGCCCUCCAGCCUCUGACAGACAACAUGGCAGCCUCUGUGAAGACCAACAAAUCCCACGUCAUCUUCAAGAAGGUCGCUCGGGACAAGUCGGUGACCAUCUAUCUGGGGAAGAGAGACUACAUAGACCACGUCAGCCAAGUAGAGCCUGUAGAUGGUGUUGUUCUGGUGGAUCCUGAGCUUGUAAAGGGGAAGAAAGUGUAUGUCACUCUGACUUGUGCCUUCCGCUAUGGCCAGGAGGACAUCGAUGUGAUUGGCCUGACCUUCCGCAGGGACCUGUAUUUUUCUCGGAUCCAGGUAUACCCUCCCGUGGGGGCCAUGAGUGCCCCAACUCAGCUCCAGGAGAGCCUGCUCAAGAAACUGGGAAACAACACCUACCCAUUUCUGCUCACGUUCCCUGACUACCUACCCUGUUCAGUGAUGUUGCAGCCAGCUCCACAAGAUGUAGGGAAGAGCUGUGGGGUUGACUUUGAGGUCAAAGCAUUUGCCACAGACAUCACGGAUGCUGAUGAGGAUAAGAUCCCCAAGAAGAGCUCUGUACGGCUACUGAUCCGGAAAGUGCAGCAUGCGCCGCCUGAGAUGGGUCCCCAGCCCUGUGCUGAAGCCUCUUGGCAGUUCUUCAUGUCUGACAAGCCCCUGAACCUCUCGGUCUCCCUCAGCAAAGAGAUCUAUUUCCAUGGAGAGCCCAUCCCUGUGACUGUGACUGUGACCAACAACACGGAGAAAGUUGUAAAGAAGAUUAAAGUAUCAGUGGAACAAAUAGCCAAUGUGGUUCUCUAUUCAAGUGAUUACUACGUCAAGCCUGUGGCCACAGAGGAAACACAAGAAAAGGUGCAGCCAAACAGUACUUUGACCAAGACGCUGGUGCUGGUGCCCCUGCUGGCUAACAACAGGGAAAGAAGAGGCAUUGCGCUGGAUGGGAAGAUCAAACAUGAGGACACUAACCUGGCAUCCAGCACCAUCAUCAAGGAGGGCAUUGACCGGGCCAUCAUGGGCAUCCUGGUGUCAUACCAUGUCAAGGUGAAGCUCACGGUGUCAGGCUUUCUAGGAGAGCUCACGUCCAGUGAAGUGGCUACUGAGGUGCCGUUUCGCCUCAUGCACCCACAGCCCGAGGACCCAGCAAAAGAAAGUGUUCAGGAUGAAAACUUGGUUUUUGAGGAGUUUGCUCGCCAAAAUCUGAAAGAUGCUGCAGAGAACACAGAAGGGAAGGAGGAGGAUGCAGGCCAGGAAGAGUGAAGAGUUUAGUCUAGAUGCCUAGACACUGCUUGUAGCUCUGGGAGCUUUGAGCAAAGCCAACCGUAGCCUUUCAGAGUUAUGCUAGAUAUGAAAACAUGAGUGUUCCUCCAAGAAAUAAAAGU
Acomys russatus (golden spiny mouse) is the source of this 1897-nucleotide messenger RNA. It is a transcript of the gene Sag, whose product is annotated as S-antigen visual arrestin. Gene Ontology annotation, molecular function: G protein-coupled receptor binding. NCBI's taxonomy places the organism in Eukaryota, Metazoa, Chordata, Mammalia, Rodentia, Muridae. Gene Ontology annotation, cellular component: photoreceptor inner segment; photoreceptor outer segment. The record is from RefSeq and is a predicted model, not a curated record. Gene Ontology annotation, biological process: signal transduction; G protein-coupled receptor internalization. The transcript is spliced from 16 exons. Bases 567 to 1775 code for a protein of 402 amino acids.